Messenger RNA from Salarias fasciatus (jewelled blenny), 1765 nucleotides. It is a transcript of the gene cdk5, whose product is annotated as cyclin dependent kinase 5. Gene Ontology annotation, molecular function: cyclin-dependent protein serine/threonine kinase activity; ATP binding. Gene Ontology annotation, biological process: axonogenesis; neuron apoptotic process; protein phosphorylation. The transcript has 12 exons. NCBI's taxonomy places the organism in Eukaryota, Metazoa, Chordata, Actinopteri, Blenniiformes, Blenniidae. Bases 130 to 1008 code for a protein of 292 amino acids. Gene Ontology annotation, cellular component: cytoplasm; nucleus. The record is from RefSeq and is a predicted model, not a curated record.
GGAGCACCGAGUGCACUCUGCGGCUCGCAGCUCGUAGCUACUCGGAGGUGCGUCGCUGUUCCCCGGUUCGGGGCUUCUGUGUCUCCCGCUGGUCUGCCUGUUUGCUCCGGGUUGCCUUCAUCACCAAACAUGCAAAAAUAUGAGAAGCUGGAGAAAAUUGGAGAAGGGACCUACGGGACCGUGUUCAAGGCCAAGAACAGGGAAACACACGAGAUUGUGGCGCUGAAGAGGGUCCGACUGGACGACGACGACGAGGGGGUUCCCAGCUCGGCUCUGAGGGAGAUCUGUCUGCUGAAAGAGCUGAAACAUAAAAACAUCGUCCGACUGCACGAUGUCUUGCACAGUGAUAAGAAGUUAACUCUGGUGUUUGAGUACUGUGACCAGGAUCUGAAGAAAUACUUUGACAGCUGUAAUGGAGAUCUGGAUCCUGAGACGGUGAAGUCCUUCAUGUACCAGCUGCUCAAAGGUUUGGCCUUCUGUCACAGUCGAAACGUCCUGCACAGAGACCUGAAGCCUCAGAACCUGCUGAUCAACAGGAACGGGGAGUUGAAGCUGGCAGACUUCGGUCUGGCUCGAGCGUUUGGAAUCCCCGUCAGGUGUUACUCAGCAGAGGUGGUGACGUUGUGGUAUCGGCCUCCUGACGUGCUCUUCGGUGCUAAACUCUACUCUACCUCCAUCGACAUGUGGUCUGCUGGCUGCAUCUUUGCAGAGCUGGCCAACGCCGGGCGGCCCUUGUUUCCUGGGAACGACGUGGACGACCAGCUGAAGCGGAUCUUCAGGUUGUUGGGAACUCCGACUGAGGAACAGUGGCAGACCAUGACCAAACUCCCGGACUACAAGCCAUACCCCAUGUAUCCUGCCACCACGUCUCUGGUCAACGUCGUCCCCAAGCUCAGCAGCACAGGACGGGACCUACUGCAGAACCUGUUGAAGUGUAACCCUGUCCAGAGGAUCUCUGCAGAAGAAGCCCUUCAGCACCCGUACUUUGCAGAUUUCUGCCCCCCAUAAAUGCCCCCCUGCGCCCCCCCCAAAUCUGUUUCCAGUCUGGAUGAAGAUGUAAAGCCUGGAACUGAGGACUGCGAUGCGUUCACUGUCUGUCGUCACUUUGCCUCUCAUUUGUGUUCAUUUCUCUUUGAUUUUAAUAGAACCUGUUUGUUCAGAACAUCUGUCAGCUCGCGUGUGUGUGUGCGUAUGCGUGCAUGUGUGUGUGAGUUUUGUUGAAGUGUGAAUGGAGGAUUGGGUUGUGUGUGUUUUUAGUGGACUGAUGCUAACAGGUGGAUCUGGUCCAGGCUCUGGUCUCCUUGUGUCUCAUUCCUGUGUACAUACCUUCCUGCUGGAGACCUGCAGCUCGGCACCGUCGGCACGAGAAGCUUCGUUUGCUUUUUCUUCUCUCAGGCUUUUAUUUUCUACUUUUCCAGAACUUUGAUUUUAGUGUUUUGCUUCUGAUUUGAUGAUGAAAGUUGAACAGCAGUUUUUCCAGGAGCGGGCCAACUGGGUGUGUGGACGGAGUGUGUGGACGGAGUGUGUGGACGCGGCGUCUUCUCGCUCUGACUUUCUCUUUCUGUUAAAGGUUUCUUUGGUACUGCUGGUUCUGUCGUGGCUCCUCAUGCUGCAGCAGUGUUCUUAAUGUUUUGGCUGAUAGACCCCAUCAUGGAUGCAUGUAUUUAUUAUGAAGGAAUGUCUGCUUGGCUGUUUGUCCCUGAACCGGUUCCAGUGUUCGAGCCUCAACCUCACUUUGAACUGAAGACACUCAAUAAAACGAUGA